Molecule: messenger RNA, 4543 nt
Organism: Brachypodium distachyon (stiff brome)
Lineage: Eukaryota; Viridiplantae; Streptophyta; Magnoliopsida; Poales; Poaceae
Product: probable aldehyde oxidase 2
Exons: 9
Coding region: 325-4413 (1362 amino acids)
Molecular function (GO): iron ion binding; FAD binding; oxidoreductase activity
Source: RefSeq, a predicted model, not a curated record
GAACCGCAUUCGUACCCGGUGCAUGCCAUGUGUGUGUAAACUGUUUAUACACGAUCGCCGCUGCGCCCAUGCAUUUCCAUCGACCAGCUAGGCCGGCCUGGCCGGGAGCAAAUCAGCACACGCCAUUUUCCGGUCGCCUUCGGGCCCCCGUUGAUGCCAGCGUCGACGUCACUGGUCUACUGGUUAUAUAACCGAGGCUUCUCGCCACGCCCACCGCCUGCGGCUCUCAAGAAGAGAAGCUAGGCGUAGAGGAAGGAGAGCAGAGAGCUGGUCCGGCAGCCACUCUGCCCCGUCUCAAGUGUCUCCUGCUCCGGCCAUAGAUCGAUGGGGUCGUUGGGGGGGGAGACGGUGGUGCUGGCCGUGAACGGCGCGAGGCACGAGGCGGCCGGCGUCGACCCGUCGAUGACGCUGCUGGAGUUCCUCCGCACCCGGACGCCCGUCAGGGGCCCCAAGCUCGGCUGCGGCGAAGGUGGAUGCGGCGCAUGCGCUGUCCUGAUCUCCAAGUACGACCCGGCGACCGACGAGGUGACCGAGUUCUCGGCGAGUUCCUGCCUGACGCUCGUCGGCAGCGUGAACCGCUGCUCGGUGACCACCAGCGAGGGCAUCGGCAACACCCGCGAUGGCUACCACCCGGUGCAGCAGCGCCUCUCCGGCUUCCACGCCUCGCAGUGCGGCUUCUGCACGCCCGGCAUGUGCAUGUCCAUCUUCUCCGCGCUCGUCAAGGCCGACAAGCCCAAGCCCGGCGCCGAGGGCGAGCCCGCUGCGCCGCCGGGGUUCUCCAAGCUCACCUCGUGCGAGGCCGAGCACGCCGUCUCCGGCAACCUCUGCCGCUGCACGGGCUACCGGCCCAUCGUCGACGCCUGCAAGAGCUUCGCCGCCGACGUCGACCUCGAGGACCUCGGCCUCAACUCCUUCUGGAAGAAAGGCUGCGCGGACGUCGGCAAGCUCCCGGAGUACUCCGCCGGCUCUGUAUGCACGUUCCCGGAGUUUCUCAAGUCUGAGAUCAAGUCAUCCACCGUUGACCAGAACACGGGGGAUGUCUCGGCGCCGGCGGCGAUCGCCGGUGACGGCGGCGGCUGGUACCAUCCCAAGAGCAUCGAGGAGCUGCACAGCCUCUUCGAGUCCAACUGGUUCGACACAAACUCUGUCAAGAUAGUGGCGUCGAACACCGGCGCCGGCGUGUACAAGGACCAAGACCUCCAUGACAAGUACAUCGACAUCAAAGGGAUCCCUGAGCUUUCGGUGCUCAACAGAAGCAGCAAGGGUGUCGAGAUCGGAGCCACUGUGUCCAUUGCUAAAGCCAUCGAGGUGUUUUCUGAUGGAACUCCGGUGUUCAGCAAGAUCGCCGAUCACCUGAGCAAGGUGGCCUCGCCGUUCGUCCGGAACACGGCGACCAUCGGCGGCAACCUGAUCAUGGCGCAGCGGCUGGAGUUCGCGUCGGACAUCGCCACGGUUCUCCUCGCUGCGGGCUCCACGGUCACCAUCCAGACGGCUUCCAAGAUGCAGUGCCUGACGCUAGAGGAGUUCUUGGAGCAGCCUCCCUGUGAUGUCAGGACAAUACUGCUCAGCGUGUUUGUUCCUGACUGGAGUUCAGACAAUGUCACCUUCGAGACCUCUCGGGCAGCUCCUCGACCAUUCGGCAACGCCGUCUCCUAUGUAAAUUCUGCAUUCCUGGCAAGGACUUCAGGGGAUGCAGCUUCAGGAGGGCUUCUUAUAGAGGAUAUCUGCCUUGCAUUCGGCGCUUACGGCGUCGAUCAUGCGAGGCGUGCUCAGAAGGUGGAGGAAUUCCUGAAGGGGAAAUCGGUGAGCGCGCCGGUGAUACUUGAAGCGAUUCGGUUGCUGAAAGAUGCCAUCUCACCGUCAAAAGGCACCACACACCCUGAGUACAGAGUCAGCCUGGCUGUCAGUUUCUUGUUCAGUUUCUUGUCUUCCCUUGCCAAUAACCUGAAUGAACCGUCAAAGGAUAGUAGUAUUCCCAAUGGCAAUGGGUCAUGUGCUAAUGGAAAGAUGAAUGGUAUCGCCAAGAAUUUGCCGGAGAAGCAAGCUGACGUUGCCAGCGACAAUUUACCGAUUCGCUCAAGGCAAGCAAUGGUUUUCAGUGAUGAAUACAAACCAGUUGGCAAGCCGCUCGCGAAAGCUGGGGCGGAGCUGCAAGCUUCUGGGGAGGCUGUCUAUGUUGAUGACAUCCCUGCUCCCAAGGAUUGCCUCUAUGGAGCAUUUAUCUACAGCACACACCCACAUGCUCAUAUAAAAGGUGUCAACUUCAAAUCAUCUUUGGCUUCAGAAAAGGUCAUCACGGUUAUCUCCGCAAAGGACAUCCCGAGCGGUGGAGAAAAUGUUGGAUCCAGCUUCCCGAUGCUAGGAGACGAAGCACUUUUUGGUGAUCCGAUUUCUGAAUUUGCCGGUCAAAAUAUUGGCAUUGUGAUUGCUGAAACACAAAAGUACGCUUAUAUGGCGGCGAAGCAAGCCGUCAUCGAGUACAGCACCGAAAAUCUUAAGCCGCCCAUUCUGACAAUAGAGGAUGCCAUCCAACAUAAUAGCUACUUCCAUACUCCCCCAUUUUUGGCUCCUAAGCAAAUUGGGGACUUCGACAAAGGGAUGUCUGAAGCUGAUCACAAGAUCUUAUCAGGAGAGGUGAAACUUGAAUCACAGUACUACUUCUACAUGGAGACGCAAACCGCAUUGGCCAUCCCGGACGAAGACAACUGUAUCACCGUCUACUCCUCGACGCAGAUUCCCGAGGUCACGCAGAAUGUCAUUGCGAAGUGCCUCGGCAUUCCGUGUCACAAUGUCCGUGUCAUUACUAGGCGAGUCGGAGGAGGCUUUGGUGGAAAGGCAAUGAAAGGAUGCCAUGUUGCAUGUGCUGUAGCAGUCGCAGCGUUCAAGCUGCGGCGCCCGGUCCGGAUGUACUUGGACCGCAAGACGGACAUGAUCAUGGCGGGAGGGCGGCACCCGAUGAAAGUCAAGUACUCGGUGGGGUUCAAGUCCGACGGCACGCUCACAGCACUUCACAUGGACCUCGGGAUGAACGCGGGGAUCUCGCCGGACGUGAGCCCAAUGCUCCCGUCGGCCAUCAUCGGGGCCCUGAAAAAGUACAACUGGGGAGCCCUCUCCUUCGACGUCAAGGCGUGCAAGACCAACGUGUCAUCCAAGUCGGCGAUGCGCAGCCCCGGCGACGUGCAGGGCUCCUUCAUCGCCGAGGCUAUAAUCGAGCACGUCGCCUCCACGCUCGGUGCCGACACGAACGCCGUCAGGAAGAAGAACCUCCACGACAUUGACAGCCUCAAGGUGUUCUACGGGGACGCGGCCGGGGAUCCGCAGACGUACAGCCUCGUCGACAUCUUCGACAAGCUGGCAGCCUCGCCGGAGUACAAGCAGAGGGCCGCCGCCGUGGAGAGCUUCAACGGCGGGAGCAGGUGGAAGAAGCGCGGGAUCUCGUGCGUGCCGAUCACGUACGAGGUGCGGCUCCGGCCGACGCCCGGGAAGGUGUCGAUCAUGAACGACGGGUCCAUCGCCGUGGAGGUCGGUGGUGUCGAGAUCGGGCAGGGGCUCUGGACUAAGGUGAAGCAGAUGGCCGCGUUCGGGCUCCGCCCGCUAUGCGCCGACGGAGAGGGGUUGCUUGACAAGGUGCGCGUGAUCCAGGCCGAUUCGCUGAGCAUGGUCCAGGGCGGGUUCACCGGCGGGAGCACCACUUCCGAGACCAGCUGCGAGGCGGUGCGCCAGUCGUGCGCCGAGCUCGUGGAGCGGCUGAUGCCGAUCAAGGAGAGCCUUGAGGCCACGUCCGGCACGGCGCCCUCAUGGAGCGCCCUGAUUACCCAGGCGACGAUGGCGAGCGUGAACUUGGCGGCGCAUGCCUACUGGAAACCUGACCCGGCUUUCGUGAACUACAUCAACUACGGAGCCGCCGUCAGCGAGGUGGAGGUGGACGUUCUGACGGGCGCAACGACGAUCCUGAGGAGCGACCUGGUGUACGACUGCGGGCAGAGCCUGAACCCGGCGGUGGACCUUGGCCAGGUGGAGGGCGCCUUCGUGCAAGGCGUCGGCUUCUUCACCAACGAGGAGUACGCCACCAACGCGGACGGGAUGGUCAUCAACGACGGCACGUGGACGUACAAGAUCCCCACCGUCGACACCAUCCCCAAGCAGCUCAACGUCGAGCUCAUCAACAGCGCCCGCGACAAGAAGCGCGUUCUCUCCUCCAAAGCGUCCGGCGAGCCGCCGCUGCUGCUGGCGUCGUCGGUGCACUGCGCGAUGCGGGAGGCCAUCAGGGCGGCGAGGAAGGAGUUCGCGGUGGAUUCGCCGCUCACGUUCCAGAUGGACGUGCCGGCGACCAUGGCCACCGUCAAGGAGCUCUGCGGCCUCGACGUCGUCGAGAGGCACCUCGAGAGCCUCUCCGCCGCCGCCAAGGCAUGAAGAAUGAGCAUGGCAAGUACCAACUACGCGUGUUCUGGGAACGAUAUGCGAGCGAUGCGUGCUUGCUUGUUGGGUGUACAAAAGAGAGGAGCUAGUAAUAAAGUUAGAGACGUGUGUUGACAAUGUCCAA